AUGGUGGCAGAGAUCCAAACCCCCAUGGGCACAGCAUUGCCUCCAGCCCCCAGACAUGCCAUCACCGUCCAUCUCCCGACAUGGCGAUCGAUCGAGCGGUUCAACGACCGUGAUCCCACGCUGUUCGCCCAGUUGAAGAGCAUGUACCCCCGAUUCGUCCUCCACAGGGAUGUAUUAGAGCUCACCCAGAAGAUCAUCGAGUUCGCCGACCUCGACUCCCAGGCCCAGGGAUGCUAUAUCUUCCCCUCGCGGCAAGUCGCGACCAUGUGUAUCGACUUCGCGACCGCCGCUGCUCGAGGCGAGGGCACGAUCUCCCGGGAUAGGAUAAGUACUCGGACGUUCAGAAUACGUGGUGAUCCCCUCCCGAUCGUGCUCUACACGGUCAUUUUCCCGGUCGAACGCACCUCCACCGUGCACAGCUUCUGGCUCAACGCCGGGGUCGGCAUCUCCUCGCGUCUCGCCGAAGAUUGCUUGACGAGCAUCGACUCUCUGACGGAGGGUCAGCAGGAGUGCAAGCCGACGGACGCCGAGAAAGCAUCAACGACGGUGGUUUCAGCUCUGAGCACCACCACCGCGUGGACCACUCCUGCCCACACGACCCUGCAGGAAAGGAUAUCCAUGAUGCUGAACCGCGCGCCAGCGGCAGGCGCUGCCCGCGGGCCUCGCACUACGACGAGUACAAGCACAGGGACCGUGACCGAGCUGUCCGUGUCCGUGUCUCCCUCGGACGUGUACCUCUUCCCGACCGGCAUGGCGGCCAUCUACUGGACGCACCGGAUUGUGCUGAGCCAGUUCGACGGCCCUUCUGCGCUGUUUGGCUUCUCAUUCCACUCCACCAUCCACGUACUUCAAGACUUCGGCCCAGGGGUCGAAUUCUUCGGCCUGGGCGACGAGUCCGAUCUGCUCAAACUCGAAGGGCAUCUCGCGUCAAGGCAUGAACAGAGUGCCGCGAAUCCAACCGCAAGCGGAAGCAGUCAAGUGCAAGCCAUCUGGGCCGAGUUCCCGACCAACCCGCUCCUGCGCGUGGCGGACCUGCGUCGCCUCCGCGACCUCGCGACGCGGUAUUCCACCCUCCUGAUCGUCGACGACACGAUCGGCUCGUUCGCCAACGUCGACGUCCUUGCCGUGGCAGACAUUGUCGUCACGUCCCUCACCAAGUCGUUCAGCGGCUUCGCGGACGUCAUGGCAGGGAGUGCCGUCCUGUCACCACUCUCCAGGCACUAUGCCGCACUCAAGACGCUCUUUGAUACAACGUAUCGUGCAGACCCAGGUGUGGGGCUUUACGUGCGCGACGCGGCCCAAUUGGCGCUCAAUUCGAGGACGUACCUCUCGCGGACGAGUAUCUUGAACGCCAACGCCGAGGCGGUGGUCAAUUUCUUGGCCGUGAAGGCCGAGGAUCCCCUCAGCAGUGUCAAGGCCGUGUUUUAUCCGACGACGAGUGAAGAGAUGGUGCAGAAUUACGCGCCCUUCCUGCGGGUGCCGACGCCCGAGUUCCCCCGCCCGGGGUAUGGGUGUCUUUUCAGCGUCGAGUUCCAGGACUUGCCCUCUGUGAUUGCCUUUUAUGAUAAUCUGCACGUGCAUAUGGGCCCGCAUUUGGGUGCCCACCGUACCAUCGCGCUGCCGUACACCAUUGGGGUGUAUGGUGGGGAGCUGGAAUGGGUGGGAGGGUAUAACUUGCGCGUGACCCAAGUGAGAGUGUCGGUAGGGUUGGAGGAGAAGGAGGAGUUGGUCCAGACGUUUAGGCUUGCAGUGGACGCGGCGGAUAGGGAGUUUUCGGGGCGGAAAAAGGAUUACCCUGUUUCUGAGAAAUGA
This is a messenger RNA of Cladophialophora carrionii CBS 160.54, 1812 nucleotides long. RefSeq lists its product as uncharacterized. Gene Ontology annotation, biological process: transsulfuration. Gene Ontology annotation, molecular function: pyridoxal phosphate binding; cystathionine gamma-synthase activity. NCBI's taxonomy places the organism in Eukaryota, Fungi, Ascomycota, Eurotiomycetes, Chaetothyriales, Herpotrichiellaceae. The record is from RefSeq and is a predicted model, not a curated record. Bases 1 to 1812 code for a protein of 603 amino acids. The transcript is spliced from 2 exons.